Messenger RNA from Megalobrama amblycephala (Wuchang bream), 6082 nucleotides. RefSeq names its product cyclin-dependent kinase 19 (gene cdk19). Gene Ontology annotation, biological process: protein phosphorylation. Gene Ontology annotation, molecular function: ATP binding; cyclin-dependent protein serine/threonine kinase activity; RNA polymerase II CTD heptapeptide repeat kinase activity. The transcript has 13 exons. Gene Ontology annotation, cellular component: cytosol; nucleus; mediator complex. The record is from RefSeq and is a predicted model, not a curated record. The coding region runs from base 497 to 1936 and encodes 479 amino acids. Lineage: Eukaryota; Metazoa; Chordata; Actinopteri; Cypriniformes; Xenocyprididae.
AUAGACGAAUUAACGUUUGCUUUGCUAUAACGCUGCGCGUAAACAAGUAACUGGUGUUCGUUUAUUCACUAGUCUAGUGAAGAAAAAUUGUGUAUUUUACACAUUUUAUUUAUUACGUGUCACUACUUUGAACGUUUUGAGUUAUUAAUGUACUCUUUGUAGCUAGUGCAGAGAUCGUACAUACCAACAACCAGAAAAAAUGUGCAUUUUUGAAAGGGAACGGAACGGCGUCCACAUCGCGGUUUGCGCGUUGUAGUUUUACACGCGUCCUGUUUUCGUUAACUCCAACCGGCGGAUUGAUCUGAGACCACUACAGUUCCCAGAAGGCCAUCCGCAACAAUAAAAUACGUCACCGAGCACGUGACCGUUAAGUGGAGCCGACCAAAAUCCCAAACAAGGAAAUGGUGGGGUAAUAAAACGAUCGGAUCAUUUAAUUAAUGCAUGUAAUAAUUAAUAUUUUAUUUUAUUGUAAAUUAAGAAAUAUUUAUGGGUUAAAAUGGACUACGACUUCAAAACGAAGCUCGCCGCCGAGAGGGAGAGAGUGGAAGAUCUGUUUGAAUAUGAAGGUUGUAAAGUGGGUCGCGGCACAUACGGGCAUGUUUAUAAAGCGAAGCGUAAAGACGGGAAGGAUGAGAAGGAGUAUGCACUGAAGCAGAUCGAAGGCACUGGUAUUUCCAUGUCUGCCUGCAGGGAAAUUGCUUUACUGAGAGAGCUGAAGCAUCCGAAUGUCAUCGCCCUGCAGAAAGUAUUUCUCUCUCACAGUGACCGCAAGGUCUGGCUCCUGUUCGACUACGCUGAGCAUGACCUGUGGCACAUCAUAAAAUUUCAUCGAGCGUCAAAGGCCAACAAAAAGCCCAUGCAGCUACCGAGGGGGAUGGUGAAGUCUCUGCUUUACCAAAUCUUAGACGGCAUCCAUUACCUGCAUGCCAACUGGGUCCUGCACAGAGACCUGAAACCUGCCAAUAUCCUGGUAAUGGGGGAGGGUCCGGAGCGAGGAAGAGUCAAAAUUGCUGAUAUGGGUUUUGCUCGACUGUUUAACUCUCCGCUGAAGCCUUUGGCUGAUCUGGACCCGGUGGUCGUCACGUUCUGGUACCGGGCACCCGAACUCCUGCUCGGGGCACGACACUACACCAAAGCAAUCGAUAUUUGGGCAAUAGGCUGCAUCUUUGCGGAGCUGUUGACGUCGGAACCAAUCUUCCAUUGUCGACAAGAGGACAUAAAAACCAGCAAUCCUUUCCAUCAUGACCAGUUAGAUCGCAUAUUCAGCGUCAUGGGCUUCCCAGCAGAUAAAGACUGGGAGGAUAUCCGGAAAAUGCCAGAAUAUCCUACUCUACAGAAAGAUUUCAGAAGAACCACAUAUGCCAACAGCAGUCUCAUCAAAUACAUGGAGAAACAUAAAGUCAAACCAGACAGCAAAGUGUUUCUAUUGCUCCAGAAAUCGCUGACUAUGGACCCCACCAAAAGAAUCACUUCUGAGCAGGCACUGCAGGACCCAUAUUUCCUGGAGGACCCCUUACCUACAUCCGAUGUAUUUGCAGGGUGUCAGAUUCCCUACCCCAAACGAGAGUUCCUAAGCGAGGAUGAACCAGAGGAGAAAACGGAGAAGAAUCAGACGCAGCAGCACCAGCAGACGGCUGCGCAGACGCAGACACAAACACAGACACAGCAGGCUCCAACCCAGCAGAGCUCAGCGCAGACAAACGGCACAUCAGGCACUGCAGGGGCCAACACGGGCCCCUCCCUACAGCACGGACAGGACCAGGGGCCACCAAACAAAAAACCUCGCACCUCAGGAACCAGUGUUCUUCAAACAGACUACCAGCACUCCAGUUCUCGGCUUGGUUACCAGAGCAAUGUCCAAGGCUCCACCCAGUCGCAAAGCACUAUGGGAUAUUCAUCCUCAUCUCAGCACUCUCAUCAGUCUCAUCGAUACUGAGACUCUAAAACAUACAUGAGCACUUAAAAGAAAUAUUAACCACAAGCAUAAAGCCAGGCAAGUCAGUGUUGUUAUUCGAAUAAAGGCCAACAUAAACAUAAAACCAAGUUUAUUCCAAUACAAAGCCUUCUGCCAUCCUACAAUCCUCAACAAAUGCUACUCCAAUCAAAGCACAACUUUGCAAAUCCCUUCCCUCAAACACCUCUGAAGAUCCUAAUCCAUAAUCAAACAUCAAAAUGUAACAUUUUGCUCAAUAUCUCGACAGUAUUUCAGUACAUUUAAAAAUUCACCAGCUCCAACACCAACCAUACCUUCUGCUGACUGUUUAGCAUCUCUAAUGUUUUCACAGUCGUCUUACCACCGUUAGACCUAACCACUUUUGAAAUGAUCAGCCAAAUGCUAUUCGGGUCGCAAUGGCUGGUUAAAUGUUGUUCCACCGGCAGACUCGCAAAAAACCUCCUUUCUUCAGCUACCAAAUCUCAGCCUCUUCUGGCGUUCCAGUGAAAAGUAAUUUGUCCGUCCUCACUGAAUGUGAAACGUCUGCAUGACAUGACAGAGAUAUUUAAUGUUUGAUGUAGAGUUAUGAUUUGUUAUGAUAUGAUCAGCAUCACAGAAAUAAAAACCUAGCGAUCAGUACAAUGUCCUGUCGCGGUUGUGCUGGUUAGGAUAAAAUCUCAGAUUAACUUGGAACCGACAGGAAGUAAACUAGAUCUGAGGUUGCAUUGUUAGGACAUGGCAGUAGGAUACAAUUCAUGGAAUUAUUUUACCCUGUAAAUGUAUGUGAUGGUGUAUCUGUCCGUUCGGGACUGAUAUGUGUGCUUACGACUGAAAACAUCGGCCUAAUGCAUAGUCAGUAAGAUGAACCAAACGUUAUUGGUUGCAUCUCUGGUUGAUUCUACCACCCAUGAGUGUUGGUUUAUCAUCUCAAGCCUUUCUGAGACGCCCCAUAUAACACACCUGAAACUAAUCACAUAGAGACAUCUACGAUAUAUAAGCAAUUGUACAUAGGAACUGAAAUCCCCUUUUAUCUUUCUCCUUCUCCUCUCUCCCAGUAAAGGGAGCUGCCUGCAUGUACGGACAGUAGAGCAGAGACUGGAUUUUUGUAACAUAUGUGUGCAUAUUAUAAAGACUGAAGAACAAAGAGCACUUACUGAGAGAAACGAAACCCAGCAUGACUCUGUGUGAGUGGAGAACAUCUCUCAGCGAUCGUGCACCACUGCAUUACUACACACAUCUCCUUUUGUUGUGUGAGAGUUUUUUUGGGGUGUGUGUGUGUGAAAUAUACACUCACAGAAACGAGUGUACGAGAGGAAACCCUGAGAUGUUCAUUUUCAUCCCUUUUUUUGCGUUAGUUACAUUAACAACCAAUAAAAAUAACAUCAGCUAUCAAAGAACAAGGACAUGGUUUGCUCUUUCUCUUUUUUUGCAGAAGAACAUGUUUUAGGAUUUUGGUCAGGACUAAAGUCCCUAAGUGUGUGUGUGUGUGUGUGUGUGUGUGAAUUUGCACAUGAAUUCACUUAAUGUGUGUCUCAUUAUCUGGGGCAGCUAGCAGUUGAACUGCUUCUGUGACUGUUAUUUCCUGUGUCCUGUUUAUUUUGUGUUUUAUAUGCUUUUAUUGUCUGUUUAUUGUUUUGAAGUGCAGUUAUUUCUUUGUGUUAUUUGAGCUCAGUAUGUGGACUGAAUCAUAGCGCUGAAUCAAACAAGGGCAACUGAUUUGAUUUGCUCCUUUGGCAAAGCUGGAGACUUCAGCUGUAUUUCUUACAGAUCGUUCCAAGCUGUCUUUGAAACACUGAAAUUUUGUGGUGUGAUAGACAGCUGCAAAUCAUUCCUGUUGCACAAUUAAGCAGGCAACCCGGGGGGAAAUACGAGCUCAGAUGGGAUUUUAAGGAAAUCUUGAGUGUCUUUAGAAUAUCUCUUGUUUGAAGCUUUAUGAAAGUGAGUCACUUUAAAAGACCCAGAAGGAUAAUGUUACCUAAGUUUAUUGCAGUCACCCAGCACGAAUUGUUGAGACUGACAAUUGAUUUCAACCAAACUGUUCGCAGAACAAUGUAGCUAAUGGUCAGUUGCUGCCAUCAUACUCCUGAAUCUCUCUUCUGUCCCAUCUUAAUAUUUGUGCAUUCUUUGUUUUCCUGCAGUGUGCUUUGUAUUUCUCGUGAAAGUGAACAAAACAUUUUUUUUUUCUUUUUUCACCACUUCUGGGUUUCUUCACACAUCAAAGUGAAGUGUACAUUGGGUCAAAAAAUCUGAAACCGAAUUUCUUUUUCUUUUCUUUUUUUCUUUUUUUAUGAGGAUGUGACACACAAAGUAUACAUAUUUCAGAUUCUUCAGGCUUCUGACUGUGUUUAUCAAAAUGUCUGAUAUUUAUAAGUCUCAAACUAGGAUACACAGGGGGAUGGAUUUUUUUAUGUCCAGCCACCAUUGUCUGAAAUAAUGAACAUUAGUUUCAUAUGAUGUUUUUUUUAUUUUUAUUUUCUUUAAAAUAAGAUGAUCUAUUGUACAGUGUAGUUGGUGUCAUAUCAUCAGUUUAUAGUAUUUAAACCCUCUUCCUGGACAUUUCUUUUCUGUUUUAUUCAGUUUCCCCAUAUUUGGAGCAGAAUCAACUACGAUUGCAAAUAACAAAAUAAAUAAUGACAAACACAUUGUUUCUGUAGAUUGUGACAUUUACAUGUGAAUUUACACUGAAUAACAUUUUAGUUUUUCAAUGAGAAAACUUUGGCAUCAUAAGACUGACAUGAAGGUCAUGAGAAUUUUAUAAUCAUGAAACUUUACAUUUAUUCAUUUUGCAUACUCUUUUACACAAAGCGACUUACAAAUUAGGUAUACAGCAAGCAAUUUGUCGUAAAGAGGCAAAUAAACACAAGAAGUGCUCAAAAUACAAAGUUUUAGACAUUGCAUAGAGUAGAAUAAGCUGGAAUAGGGAGGGAUUAAAGGAAAGUAACAGCAUAGAUUUUUUUAUGAUGAGUUUUAAGUGCUCACAGAAGUGAUGUUUAUGUUGGUUCAUAAUUUUAUGUUGAAAAAUUAUUACAUUAUUUGUGAUUACAUUAUUUGUAAUCAUUGAUUGAUUAUUUAAUUAAAUUACACUAUAUUGUAGAUAUUUUGAGCACCUAACCUGAACCCUAGUUCUAACCAUUUAUCAAUAUACUAUAAUGUAAAAUAUUAUAAAACUUGUAAAGGCAGAAAGUACAAUUAAUUAACUAAUUACAAAUAUUCCAAGUCUUCCAAGGUCAAACAAAUGUUUUAUAUGAGAAAAAUACCUAAAUUUGAUCGUCAUCCCCAUCUACUGUAAUGCUCAAACCCCACAUGCAUGACACUAAAUGCUGCUUGUGGUAUCUCUAUCGUGAUGCAUGUUUCUCUUGGACAUUCAUCAGUAUCAGACACAGUGAGAAUGAGUUUGUCCAUGGCCAACAGGAAAUGAACAUUUACAGUGAUAUAAAAACAUGCUUUAACCAGCCUAAUCUGAUUUUCUGUUAUUAGCUGUUAUAAGAUUUUCUCCCAGCCUGGCCAAGCUGGUGUUUAGCUGGUUGGUUGAUUUAUGAUGUUUUUCAGCAGGGAGUUCUAUGCAAAAAAAAUGUAAAAUCUUACAGAAAACUUUCAGUUGUUCUAGAAAGGACCUCAAAGACCAAAAUUUACACAAAACUUCACAAUUUAUUUUAUAACCUACAAUUGUUCUAUGGAAUCACUGAAGUGAAUCAAGUUUUUUGCAUAGAUGUUUAGAAACAUAUUUUACCUUGCGUUGUCAUAUAACUCCAUAUAUGACAAAUAAGCAUUGUCACUAAAAGUCCUCUUUCUUUCCCACUGUAAAAGAAAAUAUAUAUAUAUAUAUAUUAGUUUCAUCUGCCAUUGUUUUUUCUCCCCUGCUGUUCCACGACUCCGUCAGAAUAGACCCAUGACUCCCCACUUGAGAACACUGGUUUAGAGAUUUGGCUCUGGCAUUUGGUGAGGCAGUUCUUUGCCGUUUCUACCGGUAAAGUCACUUUUUGAGCAGACCAGUAGUUCACUGCAGCCUGUCUUAUACAUCUAAUUACAAGUUGCAUACACUUUUUAUAUUAUGGUGUUUUAGAAAUAAGAGUGCUUAUCUUUCUCUCCUUGUAACAUUUUUUUUUUUUUAUCUGAAAAAUCUCAGUUUAUGGAUGUUUUCUUUUUCAG